Messenger RNA from Linum trigynum, 4680 nucleotides. NCBI's taxonomy places the organism in Eukaryota, Viridiplantae, Streptophyta, Magnoliopsida, Malpighiales, Linaceae. The record is from the annotation of a GenBank genome assembly.
AUGGAGAAGCAGCAGCAGCAGCAACAGCAGCAGCAGCAGGUGCGCAGGACGUGGAUAGGGGAAGGAGAGCAGAGCCAGCGCCGCGGUGUCUUCGACAGUUUGUUGCGCGGGGUUGGAGCUGAGCACAUGACCAUCGAUCAAUGCGAGGCGAUUCGGGAAAUGGACGACUCACAGCUCGUCGGAGUCCCUGUCAUCGUUGCUAAAGCCGACGUGCCUAGGGUACACGUUGAAGUCAGGAAUGUGGCAGCUGUUCCUGAGAUCAGUGCGGUGAAAAGGAGGCGUGGUCGCCCUCCGCGGAAUCAGGGCAAACCCGUGCCGUCCCCUCCUCCCAAGGCCAUGGAGGAAGAGGAUGUUUGUUUCAUAUGCUUCGAUGGCGGCAGCUUAGUACUUUGCGAUCGCAGGGGCUGCCCUAAAGCGUACCAUCCAGCUUGUAUCAAGAGGGACGAAGCAUUUUUCCAAUCGAAGUCCAAGUGGAACUGCGGGUGGCAUAUUUGUAGCAGUUGUGAGAAGGCUUCUCAUUAUAUGUGCUACACUUGUACAUACUCUCUCUGCAAAGGGUGCACCAAAGGUGCCGAUUACUUAUGCGUGCGUGGAAAUAAAGGAUUUUGUGGAACGUGUAAGAAAACUAUAAUGCUGAUUGAAAAUGUACCGACGGAGAACAGUGAGCAGGUUCAAGUGGAUUUUGAUGACAAAUUGAGCUGGGAGUAUCUUUUUAAGUUGUAUUGGGUCUGCCUUAAAGAUAACUUAUUGCUUACUGUAGAUGAAAUACUAAAGGCUAAAAAUCCUUGGCAAGUUGACGAGCUACCUAGGACUAAAAGUACCUGGAAAGUUCCCGCUGCUGUUACGGAUCCCAUGGCAGAAUCUUCUAGUGAAAUUUAUUAUGGUCGUAAUGAAAAUGCCUCUUCUUCUGGCAAUAGCUAUGGAAGCCUGGAGACAAACUACUCCAAGAGAAGAAAAAUUGACGACGAGCCUGAUAUUAUGAAUGGGGAAAAGUCUGUCGGCAUAAUGGAAAAUUUGAGCGUUGAGAAAGUUGCACCUUUGUCUGUCGGCACAACAGAAUGGGCAACCAAGGAGCUUUUGGAGUUUGUUGCACAUGUGAAGAAUGGAGAUACAACUUUCUUAUCUCAAAUUGAUGUGGAGGCUCUUUUGUUAGACUACAUCAAAAGCAACAAUCUGCGUGAUCCUCGCAGGAAAUGCCAGAUACUCUGUGAUACAAGGCUUAUAAACCUCUUUGGCAAAACACGUGUUGAUCAUAUUGAAAUGCUGAAGCUUCUUGAAUGCCACUUUCUUGUGAAAGAAAACCCCCAGCGUGUUGAAUCUCAAGUCACGGUGGAAUUAGCUGCUGCUGUGGGCAAGGCUAGCUGUGCCAAAGUCUCUGAUGUCCCGGUGGUUAGCAAUGAUAGAAGGCGUAAGACACGCAAAAGGAUGGAUGAGAAUGAAACCCACACCAACCCCAAUGCAGAUGAAUUCGCAGCAAUUGAUGUUCAUAAUAUUAAUCUAUUAUACUUGAAGCGUAGUUUGAUGGAAAAUCUUAUGAAUGAUGCUGAUAAGUUCCAUCAGAAAGUGGUUGGGUCAUUUGUCCGUAUUCGGGUUCCUUUUGGCGACCAGCAGCAAGAUAUGCAUCGACUUGUUCAAGUCGUAGGUACUGGGAAGGCAGCUCAGUCAUAUAAGCUUGGCUCAAGGACGACUGAUAUCUUGCUUGAAAUAUCAAAUUUAGACAAGAAGGAAGUUGUGUCGAUUGAUGGGAUAUCAGACCAAGACUUCUCAGAGGAAGAAUGCAGACGACUAAGGCUCAGUGUAGAAUCUGGCCUCAUAAAGUUUAUGAAGGUGGGUGAGGCCCAGGAGAAAGCAACGGUACUUCAUUCCGUCAAAGUUAGUGAUUCGCUGGCAGCAGAAAUAUCGCGGCUUAAUCAUCUUCGGGAUCAAUCAGUUGAGGAACGCCAGCGUAGGUUGCUUGAGGCUCCUAUCGUGCAUUCGGAUCCAAAUAUAGUUUCCCACAAGUCUAUCGAAGAGUUGAGUAAAUAUCCCACCUCAGCAAACCAGAUGGGUUUCAUAUCUUCUAGACAUGAACAAAAUAGUCAACCAGUGGCAGCUCCUCAACCAACAUCUGCAGUUUUCCCGCCAGGGAUACCACUCCCUCGUCUAAUUAGCGAGGAUGAGCUAGAGAGACUUUGGCAUUAUCGUGAUCCAUUUGGAACAGUUCAAGGACCUUUCCCUAUGAUGCAACUUCAGAAAUGGAGCACAAGUGGGCUUUUCCCCCUAGAUCUAAGAGUUUGGAGGGUGACUGAGAAUGAGCAAGACUCUGUUCUUUUAACUGAUGCUUUACUUAGGCUGGUGCUCCAAAAAGAGCCACCCAAGCCUGCCAACAACAAUUGUAUUAUACUGCCUCAGGAAGUAACAAGAGCUGAUUGUGAUGAUGAUACAGAUAAGAAGUUGAGCAGUGGAUCAAGUCAGAAUACUGGGGCAACUCAGAUGGAGGAUAAGAAAGAUGAAGUUGAUGAAAGUGGCAAGUCUGAGAAAAAUGAUUCAAUUGGCAAGUCUGAGAAAAAUGAUUCAAGAGGCCGAAGCAGUAAUGAUGGUGAUGAUGAAGUUGCAAGGAGUAAGGAGUUGCCUUCUAAUUCAUCCAGGUUGACCAUGUUAGUGGAUCUUGUCAUUGGCAAUAAUGCACUAACUCAAGGCGCCGAGAAGUCCUCAGAGUCGACCAAGAAUGAUGAGAAGUCUUGGGUCGAUCAGCAGUCUGAGAUAUGUGGUUCGGUUGCUUUACCUUCUUCCUCUGCUGAAAUUCAUAUUAAUGUCUCGCCCCCCCACGCGAGACAAGUUGAUGAUUUGACCAAGAAUGAUGCAAAGUCUUGGGUUGAUGAGCAGUCUGAGAUUUGUGGUUCAGUUGCUUUACCUUCUUCUGCUAGAGUUUAUAAUGAUGCUCCAGCCCCCCAUGUGGGACAAGAUGAAGAGGAAAACAGAAGUUCCAGCGUGAAUGAUGUGAAUGAAAGUAGCCAAGAUCCUAAGACUACCAAGGAAGAACAACAAGCCAUUGUCGAAGAAAUUGAUAAUAAGAGAGGCACCAACAACAGCGAAGGUGGUUGUUCUCGCCAAUCUUCUUGUCAAAGUUGGCAGCAGCCUCAGCACAUCUCGAUUGGAUGGGAUCUCAACUCUACUUUUCCUGCUAUCUCUAAUACAAUGGGAACAGUAAAGCCUGAACACGAAAUCAUUUUCUCCGAUCUUCAAAGUCCGUUGCCAAAGCAGCAGCAAGGCGAUAAUGGGGACUUGAAAGGUGGUCAGAGUGGCGGUGAAGAAAGAAAACACCCUGCCACUGUCUCUUGUGAUGUGCCUAUCAUUGAUGCAGGUCCUAGCUGGAGCACUACUUCGAGUUUAGUUGGUGGGACACGGCUUCCUAGUGUGGCUGCUGAAUGGACGAUGGGCUAUUCUUCCUCUGCUAUGGCCAAACCUUCUGUCGAGGACUGGGGCUCCAAUCUUGUGCCUGAACCCAAUGAAUUCUCCUUAGUCGAUGAAUCUGUUUCAGACCUUUUAGCUGAAGUAGAGGCCAUGGAGUCUCUCGGUGGAUUGCCAUCCCCUACUUCAAAACUAAGUUGUGUGGAUUUGAUGCCAGUCUCCGAUAAUGAUUGCUUUAGUCCUGUGGAAGAUUUUACCCCGGCUGCAGCUCCGGAUCCUGGAAGUAGUGGUGCACUGAGCUCCUCUGCUGGGGGCAAUAUAAUGCAAAUGCCGUCUCGGUUAUCCUUAUUAGUGGAGGAACAACAACUUGGGUUAUCGAUUAUGUCUUCUCCUCAGCCAAUAGUACAUCAUCAGCAUUGUCAUGAAGAGGAAUCACAUAGUAGGAUGACAACUCAUCAAAAGACUCCUCCUCAGUUGACAACAGCAACUGACCACAAACCACCAGUUCACGACGUAUCUCUCAUGCUUUCGCUUCCCCCGGUAACAAGUGAGUUGCCCCCACUUGGUGUGUCCUCUCCUCCCCUGAGACAACCCGACCAUUCAUCGGCAUUGGGCCCAAUAAUUGGCUUGUCACAGACCGAUGCGCAGAAAAGGCCAUCCAGUGGUCAUUUGAGCAGCAGCAGCAAGGUGGAGAGACGGAGGGAAGGAAGUCCAGAAACCAACCAGGUUCAGCAGUUGAGCUCUAAACAGACGAAGCCGGUCUUAGACAUCAAGCUCCCGCCUGCCUCAACCACGAGUUGUCAAGUGGAAGCCAGGUCAGAGACCAUCCAUUGUCCUGCACCUGCUGGAGUAGACUUGAGAUUGGGGAACUCCAGGGGGCGAUCGAUUCUGGGACUGGCGCCAGGUGUUGCUUCUCAUGGUUAUAAUCCAAGCAGUCAUUCUAACAGCCCAGUUCAGAAACAUGGUGGGGUCACAUCACCAACAUCCGCAGGGCAUUCUACAGCUUCCACAGGGAAUCCUCCUCCCAGUUUGUUGGGAAGUCAGCCGAAGGACAGACAUUCCAGUGGGUCGAGAGAUCACCGAAACAGUCAUCGUCACCACAGCAGUAGAGAUUCAGGUGGCCAUGGUGUUCGGGAUAGGUCAACGUGGAACGGAGGCAACAACAGCAGGCAGAGUUCCCAUGGAGGAGGGUCUUUCAGAUCGCCGCCCAAAGCGGGGCGAGUACUGUGUAGAUUUAUUGGAAGUGGGAAAUGCAAGAAGGGGGCAGCUUGUAGUUUUUGGCACCCUUGA